AUGGCAUCCGCGGCCUCCAGGGUGCUCCGCGAGCAUAUCUGGACUCAUCCACUAACAGUUCUGGCAUUUGAGAAUCGGACAGAUAUUAAAUAUGCUAAGUUACUGGUUCACUUCCCUGUUCUAGAAGAAAUCACAGUCUGUGCUUAUAUUCAGUGGGAUGACAAUAAUUCUGGUUUUGCAACGGUCUUCUCCUACGCUGUUCCAAAAUUCUUCAAUGAGUUUCAGCUUCGUGGAGUCAGAGAUGAGAAAGGUUUUGUCCGUUUUGCCAUCAUAGUUCAUGGACGUCAUACACCAUACUCACCUGUGUUCCCCAGUGAUGGUCAGUGGCAUCACUUCUGUGUCACCUGGCAAAAAUUGAAUGGGACUUGGGCCUUCUAUGUAGAUGGAAAGAAAAAGGCUUCUUCCUCUAAACUUUCAGCUUCCCAGGACAUCAACGAGGGAGGAGCAUUUAUUGUGGGUCAAGAUCAGGACUCGUUUGGGGGAACAUUCAAAGAAAAUGAGUCAUUUAGUGGGAAUUUAACCAAUCUAAAUGUCUGGAAGAGAGUGCUCAGCAGAAAUGAGAUACAACAGAUUAGGUCCUGUGGCACUAUGGAGAAGGAUAUUAUUUUUGGGUGGAAAAUCCACCACCUGGAAACUGAGCCCACUCUGCAUAAAGUGACUCAUCAGUUUGUAUGUCCAGGUUUUUCUGAGGAAUGCCAGAUUUUGCAAACGAAUAAGGGUGAAGUUGGUUACACAUCCUGCGUAAACGAGCUAUCCUUUGUUUGUUACUAUACACAAGAUAUCUAUGAAAGAUUGAGAAAUAUUAGUAGAUCUAAUCGAGCAAGGACAUUUUCAAGCAGAGUAAAUACAAUUGCAAAUAAAAGUCUGAUUUCGGAAAAUCCCAUGCUGAGGGACUCUCAUCUGCUGGAUGGAUCAUCAGCCAUAACUUCUCUUCAGGUCAUUGAGCAAGUGAUAGAGGCUGAUGGUGUUUUGGAGGAACCAGCAGACAUUCUAGGAGUCAUCCAGAUUUUGAGGCAGAUAUCAGAGCUUGAAGACCUGAACCAAGGUGAGAAGCUGGAGGAGUUAAGUCACCACUUUGUGCAGGUGACAGGAAGUCUUCUUGAGCAACAAGAUCCUACAGUAUGGGCAGAGAUUAAUCCGAUAAUUCUAGGACCAAUGACCAUUGUUCAUACAGUGGAGAAAAUGGCUUCAAAUCUGGUUAAUCUUUUAUCAGAUGAUAGGAACGAAAUUUCCAUUCAUCACAGGAACAUUGAUGUUGGUGUCAGGCAAAUUAAUCUGGAUGCAGACAACUAUAUGUACACAGUACAGAGUACAGAAAGAGUGGAUCAAAUUGAGAUUCCCACAAAUGGACUCAAAAUAAUUGCAAGGGAAGGACACACAGACGCUACUGUGAUCAACACUUGGUUUGACUUUGUCUCUCUACAUCAUGUACUUGACGGUUAUAAUAGUAAUGUCGUGAUUGCAGAUUCGGAAGUUAAUGAUGGAGGCUACAGGUAUCUGAGCAGCCAUCUUGGAUCUGCAAUUAUAUCAUCCACAGUCAUGGUAGGGUCUCAGGAAAUAAGCACAUCAGUACAAUAUCGCCUGUGGCACAAGAAAAACAUACUUGGCAUGUUGGAUACACUGCGCCACAGACCAGUCUGUGCUUUCUGGAAUUUUACUGUCAGCCCUGAGACUGGAGGCGGCUGGUCUAGCUAUGGGUGCAGCAUGAAAAGCACCAGCUAUGAGUCAACCACCUGCUUUUGCAACCAUACUACCAACUUUGCUGUCCUGCUGCAAGUGUACGACAUCCAGAGAAGUUCAGAAGAGGAGUGGACUUUGCGAACACUGACGUUUAUUGGCUGUGGGGUGUCUCUCUGCGCUCUGCUGGUGACAUUUGUCCUGUUCUUAGCAGUUGGUGUACCAAAGUCUGAGCGAACAACAGUUCACAAGAAUCUGAUCUUUGCCUUGGCCGCUGCUGAGGCCUUACUGAUGUUUAGUGAGUUGGCUAAAACCAAUCAGAUUGUGUGCGUUACCGUCACAGCCUCUCUGCAUUUAUUUUUCUUGGCGGCCUUUGCCUGGAUGUUGGUUGAAGGGCUUCUAUUGUGGAGUAAAGUAGUCGCAGUCAAUAUGAGUGAAGAUCGCAGAAUGCGGUUUUAUUACAUCACAGGAUGGGGUUUGCCUAUUGUUAUAGUUAGCGUGACCUUGGCUACAUCGUUUAAUAAAUACGUUGCAGAUAGUCACUGCUGGCUAAAUAUUCAGACUGACAUAAUCUGGGCAUUUGUGGGACCGGUUCUUUUUAUACUGACAGUGAAUACCUUUGUUCUGUUUCGGGUGAUCAUGGUGACCGUGUCCAGCGCAAGACGACGCUCAAAAAUGUUGACUCCAAAUUGCAGCAUGGAGAAGCAGAUCAGGCUCCAAGUCUGGGCCACAGCAAAACCAGUCUUGGUACUUCUUCCUGUCUUGGGGUUGACGUGGCUCUGUGGGGUUUUGGUCCACCUUAACAUCAUCUGGGCAUAUGCCUUCAUUAUUCUAAACUCUUUCCAGGGGCUGUACAUAUUCCUGGUCUAUGCCAUUUACAACAGUGAGGUGAGAACUGCUAUACAAAGAAUGAAAGAAAAGAAAAAAGCUCUAUCCUUUACUAAUUGCUCACAUCCAACCAACUACGUGUCAAGCCCAAGGAAUACUAUUUCUGAAACAGGAAAACCAAGCCUCACCCCACCUUUGAGUAGUUUAUCAACAACUGUACAGCAUGGACCACUUCCUGUCAAGACCUCUAUUAUUAAAGGGAACAUUGGUGCCAAACAUCCAGUUAAUAUUUCAUCUAUCCUGUUAACCGAAAAAAAUGACAUUGAACUCACUGCCUUCAAAACGUCAGGGCAAAUAGAAGGGACUACAACCUCCUAGUUGACAGUAUCUGAAGAAACCACUUCAGGAAGAAAAACAGCCCUUAAUACCACCUUAUCUUGCUAAAAGGAUAAGGAGGCUUGCAAGGAAGAGCAGAAAAUUCAGGAACUAUUUUGGUGGAAGAUAUUACUAAAAGAUCACAUGAUGAAGGGGAACUCCCCAAAAUGUUGUGGUUUGUUUGAUGUAACAAUAAAUGGAUUUUUACUUUA
Bombina bombina (fire-bellied toad) is the source of this 3092-nucleotide messenger RNA. RefSeq names its product adhesion G protein-coupled receptor D2 (gene ADGRD2). NCBI's taxonomy places the organism in Eukaryota, Metazoa, Chordata, Amphibia, Anura, Bombinatoridae. Gene Ontology annotation, biological process: adenylate cyclase-activating G protein-coupled receptor signaling pathway; cell surface receptor signaling pathway. The record is from RefSeq and is a predicted model, not a curated record. The transcript is spliced from 23 exons. Gene Ontology annotation, molecular function: G protein-coupled receptor activity. Gene Ontology annotation, cellular component: membrane. Bases 1 to 2883 code for a protein of 960 amino acids.